Messenger RNA from Lachancea mirantina, 873 nucleotides. The record is from the annotation of a GenBank genome assembly. Lineage: Eukaryota; Fungi; Ascomycota; Saccharomycetes; Saccharomycetales; Saccharomycetaceae.
AUGUCAUACCAGAAGACUGCAUUGAUUACGGGCGCUUCGUCCGGUAUUGGGUUCGAAGCUACUAAACAGCUUGCGGACAAAGGUUACAAGAUUUACGCUGCGGCCAGACGGUUGACGUUGCUGGAGUCGUUAGAGGCCAAAUACCCGGGCCAAGUAAUCGCGGUAGAGUUGGAUGUGAGUGACCCGGAACAGAUUGUGGCGUUACGCGAACGGUUUGCCGCCGAAUUACCAGAUCAAAAAUUGGACUUGUUGUACAACAAUGCUGGCCAGAGUUGCACGUUUGCCGCAACAGACGCGACCCACGAAAUCGUGGAACGCGCUUUCAAAGUCAACGUGUUCGGACCCAUGAACCUAUGUCGCGAACUGUCGCAAUUUCUGAUCAAUAGCGGCGGAACGAUCGUUUUCACGGGUUCCGUGGCGGGGCUAGUGCCGUUCCCUUUCGGGUCAGUUUACGGCGCAACGAAAGCGGCUAUCCAUCAGUACGCGCGCGUGCUACACCAAGAAAUGAAAUGUUUCAACGUCCGCGUGAUUAACGUGGUCACGGGCGGCGUGCACACGGAUAUCGCAGACAAACGUGGGGUACCAGAAAACUCGUUGUUUAACGUACCCGAAGCCCGCGCGGCGCUUGAAGCGCGCCGUGAAAUGGCCAAGAACAACCACCCGAUGUCCGUUGAAAAAUACGUGGCGCGUGUUGUGCACGACAUCGAAAGCCGUCGCGAUCCAGUAGACGUUUACCGUGGCCGUGUCGCUUCCUUGGCUUAUUGGAUCAGUUGGCUCGUGCCGUAUGCAGUGCUCGAACGCAUUGUCUUCUAUCGCUUCAAGUUAUUCCCUUUCUACAACGCAAUGCGGCGCAAGCAUCCCAAGUCCGACUAA